Molecule: messenger RNA, 513 nt
Organism: Nerophis lumbriciformis (worm pipefish)
Lineage: Eukaryota; Metazoa; Chordata; Actinopteri; Syngnathiformes; Syngnathidae
Source: RefSeq, a predicted model, not a curated record
AUGAUGGAGGACUUUGACGAGAUCUACGAGGAAGAGGAGGAGGAAGAGGAGGACGAGGACAGGGCCGCGGAGGAGCAGCUCCUCAAGUACGCUCCGGAUCCGGUGGUGGUGCGAGGCUCCGGACACGUCACGGUGUUUGGACUUAGCAACAAAUUUGAAUCAGAAUUUCCAUCAGCACUUACUGGAAAGGUCGCACCUGAGGAAUUCAAAGCAAGCAUCAACCGAGUGAACAGUUGUCUAAAGAAGACGCUGCCGGUUAACGUGCGCUGGCUCUUGUGCGGCUGCCUGUGCUGCUGCUGCACGCUCGGCUUCAGUUUGUGGCCUGUAAUUUGUCUCAGCAAGCGGACAAGAAGAUCUAUAGAGAAACUUCUAGAGUGGGAGAACAGUAGACUCUACCACAAGCUGUGUUUGCAUUGGAGAUUGAACAAAAGAAAGUGCGAAUCCAACAACAUGAUGGAAUAUGUAAUCCUAAUAGAGUUCCUACCGAAGAUCCCCAUCUUCAGACCUGACUAG